Molecule: messenger RNA, 1529 nt
Organism: Ciona intestinalis (vase tunicate)
Lineage: Eukaryota; Metazoa; Chordata; Ascidiacea; Phlebobranchia; Cionidae
Source: RefSeq, a predicted model, not a curated record
GUUGCUAAAUAAAGUCGACAAAGGAUAGACAGCCAUGGGGGGUUGUAAAAUUGUUACGACAACCGGCGUGGUUUCAAAAAUAAACCAAGAGAUUGCAAAUGCAAACAAUCUCUGUUGAGAAAGUUGUCUUAUCACAUGUCAAAUAUUGGAUCUGCAAUCUUAGUGGAGUGAACGCGUGUUGUUUAUCACAUAUUACAAGCUAUAUAAGCACGCGGGGCUUGAUACAGAAUCACAACUUUGAGAAGAUACAAGAAAUAUGAUGAAGUUUUUGGCAACCUUAUGUUUUGUGUAUGUUGGUCUUAUUGGCAAUGCUGUGGCCAUUGUGGAACAAGAAGUGGAUGUGACAUUAACAUUUGAAGAAGUGACGGCUUACUUGGGCAACUCUGCCACCUUAGAAUGCGAUUACACCAUCUCUAGUGGGCAGGAUCUUCCAGUCACUGUAACAUGGAAGCAAGGAGAUGGACCACGGUAUGCUGAAGAGAUAUUUACAUGUACAGGGUACACCAAGGAGGACAAAUCUUGUGUGAACGCACAAGUGACAAAAAUCGAAUAUCUGAACCGACUUCAGAUUGCUAACUCAUCUCCUUCGUUGGUAUUUACAAAGGUUGAGGGAGAAGACAACCAUAACUACUGGUGCCAAGUUGCCAUUGAAGGAAGUAACAUGGGUGAGGAACAAGUUGAUAUGAAGUCGGUUGUGUUGCGUGUACGUGGUGGACAUGAAAGCCCCAAGUUGCACUCGGUUACCAUUGAAGCCAACAGUGUUGGUGAGGAAGGAGCCGAUAUUCAAUUGGAUUGCGAUUGCACAGGUUCCCACUGUGAUGAUGUAGCUUGGUUCAAAGGACCAACCAACGACCAACAUACAGAGUAUGACAUGGUGUAUACGAGAACAUCAGGUUCAAGACCAACGCCAACACAGUAUGUUCCAUAUGGGGAUUGGAAAGGCAGAGCAUCACUAAGUGGCAACAGUUUAGUGAUAACUGGUCUAAAGGCGUCCGACGCUGGUAGGUAUUGGUGCGAGAUGAGAAAUGCUGCAAUGUAUGGGAUCGGGGAGGUCGCUACCGACGCUAAAUCUACUGUAGUUGAAAUAAUCAGUGAAAAUGAUAGAAAUGUAUUCACAUGCGAGGGAAAAGCUGAUGGUCUUUACGCCGAUCCUUACCAGUGUAACAUGUAUUACGAAUGUGUGAUGUAUGUUAAAUAUCACAGACCAUGCCCCACUGGUACUGUAUUCGCCCCUGGUCACCCAUUAUAUGCAUGUGAGCACCCUGUUAAUGUACCAGCACCUUGUGGGACACUUAAAAAUAACUAAAUUUAAUCUAACAAUGCUGCUGCUUUGCUUCUUACCUAUAUUUUAUAAUUACUUUAUUUGUACAUUUUCAGAUUUUUUUGGGAUAAUUAUGUCACACAUUUUUUUAUGAAUUCAAUCAAAAGUGCAUUUUGCUAGCUUUAUGACAAACAAUUUAAACAUUAUUUAAUCGUAUAUUAAUCUUCGCUUGCAAUUUUGUCAUGCCAAUAAACAACCCAGACCUUUA